Molecule: messenger RNA, 1235 nt
Organism: Cuscuta epithymum
Lineage: Eukaryota; Viridiplantae; Streptophyta; Magnoliopsida; Solanales; Convolvulaceae
Source: the annotation of a GenBank genome assembly
CCCAUUUUUAUUGUGGAAUGUUUCAGUCGAAAAUUGAACGAUUAUGGAGUUUGAUGGUACUCCAUAAAAUUUUCAAACAGUUCUACUUCUCUCGAGUUUUCCUCAUAUGCAAUGAUAUCAUGAAGAAAGCAGGAACCCUUAAAAAACCGAUCAGGAAAGUAUCCACGAAACCCGCCAAUUCUUCGUCCAAACCCAACAAAGGCAAGCGUAAGACAAAAUUUACCAAAUCUAGUUCAGAAUCUCACUCGGCCCCACCAAUUAGCGCUUCCCUCUCAAGUUUUUUGAAAAAAUGGCCAAUCUUGACCCCAGAUUUCUUCCAAAUCGACGCUCUCGAUCUCGCCCCGCGAUUGCUCGGCAAGUUUCUGAGGAGAGACGAUGUUGUUCUUCAGAUUACUGAGGUGGAAGCUUAUAGGCAAAAUGAUUCAGCCUGCCACGGUCGAUUCGGAGUAACAGCAAGGACUGCUCCUGUGUUCGGCCGUGGUGGACAUGCAUAUGUAUACCUUUGCUAUGGAAUGCAUUUCAUGCUAAAUGUUGUAGCAGACAAAGAAGGGAUAGGAGCAGCUGUCUUGAUUCGUUCUUGUGCUCCCAUCUUUGGGUUGGGAACCAUUCAAGAACGACGUGGUUUAAAAACAGAGAAGCCUGUUCUUCUUUCUGGACCUGGAAAGAUUCAAAGCUCAUGGUCAGUCUGGCAAUCUGAAAGGAUGACUAGAUUCCAGAAUUUGAACGAAAAAAUAGAUUUGUUUUGUAGGUUGGUCAAGCAUUAGGGUUAUUGACAGAAUGGUCCAACCAUCCCCUAUAUACUCCAGGUGGUCUAGAAAUUUUAGAUGGACCAAAUCCUGAAGAAAUACUGGUGGGACCAAGAGUUGGUAUUGACUAUGCUUCUCCAACAGAUGUUGAUGCAUUAUGGAGAUUUGCAAUUGGAGGUUCCACUUGGAUUAGUGCUCCUAAAAAUACUCUUAGACCUCCUUGAUUGUGGAGCACCAAUGUAUGUUUAAUGCAUGUAUAGAAGAGAAACACAUCUAAACAUCAUGGAAGCAGCAACAUAAAAUUUUUGACCCCCCCCCCCCCCCCCCUCCGCUGCAUAGCACAAAUGUAAACAUAACUGUUGUCAUUGAGCUGGACACGAGUAGUUGGGAGGAAACCACAUAAGAUUGUUUAUUCUAAUCUUGUUUGUGGCCUUUGUAAAGAAGGAUCCAAGCUCUGGGAUGGGGAAUGGUGUUAAAGUUUGAGAAUAU